AUGUUUCCAAUAAACUUUGCAGAGGUCCGGCUCGUAAAGCCAGACGACUUUGUCCUCGACAGGACUAUAUGCACCGAGGAGGCCACAAAGCCAAAGAUCCUUCGGGAGUACACAAAAGAAGAAAAGGCAUGCAUCCUAAAGAAGCGGAUACUUGCGAUCGCAGGCAGGAAAGGUGGAUGGCCGCAAAAGAAAACAUCUAAGAAAGAGUCUGAGUCGAUGUGGGACGUAGACCUGUCGAAAGCAGACCAGGGACACUUCGACCAGAGAGGGAACUUCGUUCUCGGGAUGCCACAGAAUCCAUCCUUCUCAUGGCUUGUGAAGAAAGAAGAAACCAUCCGCGGCCCAUUUACCGGGCGGGAGAUGAAGGAGAAGAUGAGCACUGAAGAGUUGAAGGGCACCAAGAUCAGGAGAGACAUAGACAAAGGAUUUGUGUCCUACGACGACAUACUCGCCGACCUUGGCGAUUUCCUUUCUUCGGAAAAGCUUGACGAGUACUUCGAAAAGAAUGCUGCCAUCAAGAAGCCCCUUGAGAAGUCCCAGGAGUUCUUUGAAGACCUUUCUUCAUUGUCACUGAAAAGGCAUCCAAAGAAGGACCUUGACCGAUCGAAGAUCCUUGAAGGCUGUGCAAAGUCAAAGAACUAUCUCCAUUCCAGAAACCCGUCUGUAUCCCUCAACUUCAUCGAGAAAAGGAUCUCCGGCAAAUCGUUCUCAGACGCUGUCAAAAUAAUUUCCAGCGUUGCCGGGUUCAGCAAAGCAGAGUGCGAGGAGUUUCUGAACCUGCUUCUUGAUGAGUCAAAACUGUCGAUUCUCUCAGACAUCUGCCCAGACGGCUUUGUAAAGGUCACAUCUGUAACAAGAAAAGGACCCAGAAGAUAA
Encephalitozoon hellem ATCC 50504 is the source of this 876-nucleotide messenger RNA. RefSeq lists its product as uncharacterized. The transcript has a single exon. Bases 1 to 876 code for a protein of 291 amino acids. Lineage: Eukaryota; Fungi; Microsporidia; Unikaryonidae. The record is from RefSeq and is a predicted model, not a curated record.